Molecule: messenger RNA, 873 nt
Organism: Racocetra fulgida
Lineage: Eukaryota; Fungi; Glomeromycota; Glomeromycetes; Diversisporales; Gigasporaceae
Source: the annotation of a GenBank genome assembly
AUGAGCAGCGCAAAAAUAGAGGCAAGUGGGCUUCCAGAAGAUGAUAAUCCUACGGGUCAUGGAGGCCCACGAAGGAAGAUAAGGGCAGGACACGGUAGUGGUCUCGGACAGCCACCAAUUCAUCCGGGUCCAACGUAUCCAGGUCCAACGUAUCCGGGUCCAACAUAUCCAGGUCCAACAUAUCCGGGUCCAACAUAUCCGGGUCCAACAUAUCCGGGUCCAAUAUACCCGGGUCCAAUAUAUCCGAGUCCAAGAAAUAAUUCACAAUAUAAUGAACAAGGUGAAGAUAAUAAUAUAUUGAGAAUUGCAGGUGAUGAAGAUGGACGAAAAGAUGGAUCAAGAAAUUAUGGACCAUCUGAGGAGGAAAUUUUAAGAGUGCCUAGUGCAAGGGAAAGCUUCGCAGCUUGUGAAGAAGUACCGGUACUAGGAUUACCACCAUUUGGAGUAGGUUGUUUAUUCGCAGGGGGUGAUGCGGGUGCAGGUUCUGAUGUUCCUGCAGGUGUCCCGUCAUUCGGACUUGAAGGGGCGCCAGGCAAUGGAACUCCAGCAGUCACUUUAAAUGUACCAGAAAAUUUUUCACCACUACCAUCAUUGAUAACAAAUAUAUACUCUCCUGGAGGAACGCUCACUUCCCAUUGUUUACUUAAUGCGUUAAGAUCUAGUGCGUUAUCUAUCACGGUAUCUUCAUUUGUUUGUUUAUUACGUACACUUAAAAUGGCUGCCAUUGCGGGCGCAGCUCCUGAUAAUGACCAAGUAAUUUUAGCAAUAGCUUUCGUGAAAAGGUUUCCAGUUGGUGUAUUGACCAUAACCUCUGUUUUUAGAAUGAUAUUCGUUAAAAAUUAUGUUUUGCGAGAAGAAAAACGUAGACUGUGA